This is a messenger RNA of Mesorhabditis belari, 495 nucleotides long. NCBI's taxonomy places the organism in Eukaryota, Metazoa, Nematoda, Chromadorea, Rhabditida, Rhabditidae. The record is from the annotation of a GenBank genome assembly.
AUGGCUCAAUUCAUCUUCCUUCUCAUUGCGAUUACUUCGAUUUCUCAAGUGAAAGCGAUUCUCAACUGCACUGGAGCGUCACCUGGACCUUGUAACAAUGGUUUGUGUACAAUUGUUCAAGCAAGUGGCCUCGUUUGUACAUCGGGUGGUUGUUGUGAUAACACUGAAGUGAUUUCAAUUGAGACUGGUGCAACGACGUUCAAUUGUGCAAAUGAUGAGUCGAGUGGACCUCUGAUUCCUGGUGUCCCGUGUCCAUCGGAUUCAGUGAAAGCUUUCGAUUCAACGGGAGAACUUCUUUGCUGUCCACUAGCCAAUCUCAUUCCGAUCACUCCAACCACCGUCAAGACGUACACAGCUAAAUCUGCUUGCACUGAUCAAAUAAACCCGAGCACCGGGACAUCGGAUUGCCCAUCGUUGAAGGACUUGUGCUCGAAUCCGACCUACUCGACGCUGAUGUCCACUCAAUGUUGCUCAACCUGCAGCUCGAUCGGGAAA